Molecule: messenger RNA, 1736 nt
Organism: Halichondria panicea
Lineage: Eukaryota; Metazoa; Porifera; Demospongiae; Suberitida; Halichondriidae
Exons: 4
Coding region: 195-1736 (513 amino acids)
Biological process (GO): regulation of transcription by RNA polymerase II
Cellular component (GO): nucleus
Molecular function (GO): RNA polymerase II cis-regulatory region sequence-specific DNA binding; DNA-binding transcription factor activity, RNA polymerase II-specific
Source: RefSeq, a predicted model, not a curated record
GUUUCCAUAAAACCGCGGUUUAAAUUCAAGAUCAGAAAAGUGCUCUCAUGGAUUGCUAAAAAUUAUUUUUAUUAUAGAGCGCUAGCUAGCUAUCUAGUUGAAGUCGUAUUUGUGUACUUUACCUCUGCUUUUGACAUUCACUAAAAACAACAACCUAGGACCAGUAUUACAGCAUACUGAAAUCUUACGUAUAAAUGGACCAAGGAACCACUGCCCCUCAUAUUUCUGUUGUAUCUCAACCGUUGUCUGAAAAUGACUCUGGUCUUGACUUUGGUUGUGAAGCAAUGGAUGAUAGUCUGACUGACAUGCAGUGGCUUCAAAAAAUGGAUGCCGGGGAUGAGAUACCAGGAAUGCGGUGUAUACAGUCUCGCAAACGUAGAGCUACUAUCUUUGCAGAUGAAACAGUAGAAACAAAGGAAAGCUGUCGCAAGAAGCUGGAUUACUGCAGUGUAAAGAAAGGAACCAGCAAUAAACCCCCUUUGUCGUAUGCUUCUCUCAUAGCACUGGCUAUAUGCAGUACUCCACAACGAAUGCUGACAUUGAGCGGUAUUUAUAAGUGGAUCGAAAAUACUUUUCCUUUCUAUCGUACUCCGGCAGCUAAAGCCUGGAAGAAUUCAAUUCGCCACAAUCUCUCUAUUCGAAAGGGAAUGUUCAUGAAAGUGUACCAGUAUCCACCUCGAAGAGGAAAUGGGUCAUACUGGACUCUCUUGGCAGAUGGGGAAGAUGAACUGAAGCGAGCCAUCCCCCUUUUUUCCACUUUUCAACCUCCAGUUAUUGAUCCUGAGUCAGUUUACAAUCGAACGCCAACCACUCACACAGUUAAGAGUCGAGGGCAAUUUAUCCCUGUUUUGCCUAGAUCAGAUAGAGUUGCUACUAACCGACCAUACUUUUCUGUUAGUAAUACUGUUGGCUAUAUUCCACAUCAAGAAGAAGUGCUGCUUUUGCAAUCAUCUGAAGAUGAAUCUAUAAUAUUGCAGAAAUCUUCUGAAAUAGCCGAACAUAAGGUCACCUGUAUACCUUUACAUUUAAUCGACCAUAGCUAUGCUAAGCAGCUGCCUAAAGUGUACAUACACAGGCAAAGUCCAAAUACUGACGAUGAUGACUCUAUCAAUUCUGAGGCCACCAUUGAAGCAAUCUUCACACCCAAGCGGAAAAAAAGAAGAGAAAUCUUGGUCAAUAAAUGUUGUCGAUCUUCUAAAUCAUGGCAUACUACAAACAAAGAAAAUUGUUGUAGAUCUUCUACUGGUCACCAAUGCUCUAUGUUUGCAAUGACUACCCCCUCAAGAGAGCACGAUAUUAGUCUCAGCUUCCUCGAUUCAUCACUACUUACGCCACUCAAAGAUAUAGUCAAUGACAUAGAAAUUGGACCUGGAGGGAUAUCUUUAUCACCUCUUUAUGCUAAUUUUGUGUCUCCACAUUGUGGUACUCCAAAACGACGACCAGGCUCAAAUAUUGUGCCGUCACCUCUCACUCCUCUAAACGACCCUAAUAUGGAUAGUGGAAUCUUCACGCCUUUCCGACCAUCUACAUCCCUUGAUUCUCCAAGCAUGAAGUGUAGUACACCAUUGAAACUUUUUAGUCCGAUUUCAAACAUUCUGCCCCCUUUUGGUACACCUCAUCAUGACAUGUUUCCUUCUUUGAAUGUCACGAGUGAAUCUCCAAAUACUUCAAUUAGGAUAGGGUCACUGCAAGCACUAGGUCUCCCAGGACUGACACCUCCUUCUCUGUCUAGGUAA